Annulohypoxylon truncatum is the source of this 4761-nucleotide messenger RNA. RefSeq lists its product as uncharacterized. The transcript is spliced from 3 exons. The coding region runs from base 1 to 4761 and encodes 1586 amino acids. Lineage: Eukaryota; Fungi; Ascomycota; Sordariomycetes; Xylariales; Hypoxylaceae. The record is from RefSeq and is a predicted model, not a curated record.
AUGGCAUCUCACGGCCCUAAUCAUAAUCUUGACUAUCAAGCAGUACCGCAUACAUCAGACGAUGCCGAUAAUGUUGGACAUCCUUACGAGCUAGGACAUAAUCCAGCUUCGACCGGUGGCGGGCAGGACCAGUACCAUCAAUUACAGCCCGCCGAUGAAGAUAUCUACCAACCUCAAAUGGGAUCUUACGAUAGAAAAGCAACAGUGGGGACGGGAUUCACCAGUACAACGAUAAAAGAAUAUCCUUCGGAUUUUGGACGGGCCCAGAAUGCGGCCACACCAUCAUGGCUUCCUCAUGCUCUGCGGUGGCCAACAUUUUCCUCGAUCCUGGCUUUGACAGUGAUACUGGAAAUUUUGGUGGCGGUAUUCCACGGCAUAUCGAGCCGCGAUUCGGGACUGGUAGACGAUGACGGCUCUGGAGGUAUUGUCGUAGCCUCCAAAUUUGUGCCGACCGUACUCGCAGUCAUCCACGUCCUUCUAAUAUCGAUAAUACUUAACGACGUCAAGCGAACCCAAGCAUUCGCGUACCUUUCGUCCCCUCAUGGCACUUUGGGGAACAGGUCGCUGACCUGGACCGCUGAAGCAUGGUGGGACGCCCUUGCCCAAGGAUUUCCUGGCCGUGGUCGAAAAACGAACUGGGCGUUAUUAUGCGCAGCUCUAGCUUUCAUAUUCGGCUUCCUUCUAGUGUCUCCCUUCUCUUCAAGUUUAUUCGUGACAGAGGAUAUCGUUUUCACGUACCAGGUACCGUUUAGCAAGUUGGAUAUCUCUUCGUUGUUGCCGCUUCAGGCUUCACCGCUAGCUGCUACAUAUUUUCGAACGGUUGGCAACAUCCUUCAGAAUGUCACGACCUCUGCGUGGAUUACGGAAAAAUAUGCCAUACAACCUAUCUGGCCAGCCAGAGUGGGCAGCGUACCUCUGGGACCGCAGUUCACUGACUCGAUGCAAACAUGGUCAGCGAAAACCACGGUAUUCAAUGUAGAAGAGAGUUGCGAACAGAUGAACCUAGAUCCCGGGGGCAUUUUCAUCAUGCCAUUCAAGAACAGCCCGUCAAUUGUGAAUUAUACCAGCGUCAGACUAUCCUCAGCAUCUGGUUGUAUUCUGAACGUCACCGACAGCGCCAAUCUUGGAAAUAACGGCGGUGCACUUUGGAACUCGUUGUCGAACCUCACCACCAUAUCCAUGAAUAACAUCUCCCUCGAUAGUAAUGGGAUGAGUUUUACUAAGGCCAACUGCACGCAAGACGAGUACAUGGUGUUUACCAAUUCAUGGGGCACCAACUUGACGGCCGACGCAGCCAACCUUACCAUCCAAGGCCAAGCUUGCACGACACGCUAUUACAUGGGAGAUACCAAUGCCACUGUUGUCUUUAGUAGCGGCAAUUCUAAUGUCCAAGUUAAUAUUGAUGAGGAGCAGUACUUGUCCAAUCGCGUAGAAAUUCCUAGCACCACGGCGAACGUGUCUAGCUACCAGGACGCCUCCCUUAGCGCGACUUGGUCAGUCCAUUUGGCGCAGCCUUCCCAGAAUUUUGUAGCAUUCUCAUCCGGACCGGCAACUCUGCUGUUGGCUUUAUACAAUUUCGAUCCGACCCAGAUAAUCUCAGACCAGUCAGCGGUCCAGAAUGCUGAGAAAAUAAAACAACGGUUCUUCGGAGAGCUUCUCCGUGACACGUUCGAUAACUCUGUUACGAACAACCCUUCCGAAAUCUCUGGCACUACGGCUGAGACCAGGCGACGAGUUGUCGUGGUGCCUGCGGUAGCCAUUGUCCUUGAAAUAUCAUUAGGUUUGCAACUGGUGUUAUUAGGCGUUGUCUUCUUCAUGACCAGACUUUCUAGGCGUCCCCUCGGUCUUUUCGCCGAUCCGGCACCAGCAAUGAGCACGGCCAAGCUUAUUACAAAGGAGCCUGGCACACUACAGUCAUUUGAGGGACUCCAUAACUGCACGCUCGAAGAGAUACGCACUGCGGUAGCGAACCAAAGAUACCAAUUAACGAGCGACGGCAUUCGUUUAAUAAGCCCCGAAGUCGACGAUCUAAUCCAGUCUAACUCGCCGGAGUAUAUUAACGCGACGGAGACGAUGGCCGCCACCAAUGCGAAACCGCAAUCAUUCACCUUUGGCAUCUGGCUUCUCAUCAUAUUCACUCUCCUACUUUCGGCUACUCUGAUAGUAAUCGCGUAUCUCUACUGGUACUCGGGGAUGUACGGGUUAUAUCAGACAGCUUUCGUAUACGCAUUUGAUAUCUCCAUCGGUGGUGUCGAUCUUAGUAAUGUGAAUCCGGCCUCGAUUGUUACGACCUUUCUCGCCGUGUUGAUUGGUUUGUGGUGGGGCGCGCUCGAGACGACUAUGCGUAGAAUCCAACCCUUCCUAUCCCUCGCCAAAGAGCCGGUCAACGGGGACCAAGGCCUGAUGGUAUCGUAUAUCUCGUCGUACCUCUUACACGCUGUUUGGAAAGCUUCUAGACGAGGGCACUUCGUGCUCGCUACGGUGUGUGGUGGUGCAUUCCUUGCUGAGAUCUUCACGAUUGCAAUGUCGUCAGUUUGGAAUAGAGAACCCGGCAGCGUACCAUUUCAGGUGAAUGUUCAACGACAGCUCGAAUUGCGCAGCGUGCCGCACUUAUCAGAGGCUACGCUACAGUUCACCAGCCACGCAGGCAAUUAUAAACAGAGCGCCCUUGCAUCGCUAUUUAGCAAUUUGAAGACUUCUUGGAUAUACGGCGCAGCGGUGCAGAUCUCCUUGAACGGAUCACAGCCCGCUUGGAGCUCAGAUGGUUGGAGCUUCGUUCCGCACGACUUGUCCACCGCGGUGCCGCAGACGGACGUUCAAAACACAGGUAAUCAAUCCACAGUGCCACAGUCCUCGAUGAACGUCACGUUACAGACCUCAGGAAUCAGAGCACGUCUCGAAUGCUCUCCACAUGAGCACUUGGAUAUCACAAACACCACGAGUUGGUUGACCGAGUGGGAUUUGACCAAUGCGACGGCAUGGAAUCAAACGCUCGAUCCGACUAUCUUGAAAACCGGCUACGAAUUGGGUUUGAAUAGGCUAGGUUCCAACACCUUACUCUUCCUGGAUAAUAACGCGAGCAUGUCUGGGAAUUAUACCACAUUCUUCGUGAGUAACAAGAGGAUGUCGUGCUGUCAAAACAUGACUACCGACGGACAGAUUGGCACGAGUUCAGUAGGAUAUUGGUCGCCAAAUCAAAGAAAUAACUCACUCUACCCAGAUUUCGCGACGUCUUGGCCCGCUAACUUCACCGUAAAAUGGAUUCACGGCCGUCCGGUAGAAGGCUACCAUGACCUGUCCUCAUCUUCAUCAUCGAGUAGUUCAACUUCGCCCCGACUAAUGUGGUCCGAACCGCCUCAGAUGACGGCGUUGAACUGCAUGCCCAUCAUCGAAACAGUGAACGCCAGCGUCACCGUGAGCACAGAAGAUAGUCACGUCAUCAGCUUCGACCUCCUCGACGAGCCACAGCCAGAUCAAUACGCGUGGUCAGACGACUUCAAGCAGCAUAAGAACUACGACGGCCUAUGCGAGAGCGCGGGGUGCGAUAACCUCUACAGCGUCAACAUCACGACGAGCCACGGAAUCCUCUUCGUGACCGGCCUGCUCGGCGCCGCGGACAUGUCGAAUUUUGCCGGCGACGUCGAAAGUUGGAAUAUCGCCACGGAACCCCUCGACGACCAGACCUUCAAUAUCCGGGAGCCCGGCCUAAACGCCGAUCUGAUGACAUACUCCAUGCUAUCUCUCGUCAACUACGACCACGAAGCGCUGCUGGACCCGGCCACGCUAGCGAGCACCGCGACGAAGACCUUCACGGCGCUGUUCCAGAACUACGCGAGCAACAACGUCUCCUACACGACGGGGGGCUACGUCUUCCAACCGCCGAACGAGGCACUGCCGUCGGACCUCGACCAACCAGUCGCCAACACCAACACCAAAAGAGCCGACACAACCUCGUCCUCGUCCUCGUCCUCGUCCUCCGACUCGCCGAUAACCCUGCACGUCGAGCGCCCCGUCGAGCUCCUCAAGAUGUCGAAGCCCGCGGCCUGGAUAUGCAUGCUGAUCCUCGCGUACCUCAUCGUCGCCACCGUGAUCCUGGCCGUCGCCUCGCGGCGCUACACGCGUCUGCUCCUGCGCAAGAUCGAGAGCAUAGCGGAUGUCGUCGUCCUCAUGGCCGGGAGCGAGAAGUUGCUUAGGGAGGCUAGGGAGAAGGGCAUGGCGCAGUUGAAGGCUGAUGGUGUGACGAAGGCGCGGUUGGGCUGGUUUACGGGGGCGGAUGGGGCGCAGAGGUGGGGGAUCGAGAUUGUGGGGAGCGAUGAUGAGAAGAGAGCUGCGGGCAAUGCUGUGUCUUACGACGACGGUCACGGGUCAGAAGUUCGGGACGGCGUAUCGCGCGGCGCGGAGAGUGCGGCGGGAGACGCGCGCGAGUAUAACGCGGAUGGGGUAUCUCUGUUAUCGUCGUCUAACAACACGCACAACAACCACGGCGGGUCCAGCAUAUCGGACCCGAGCCAAACACAUUACGCCGAGUCCGCCAGCCAGCACCGGGGCGGCGACCUCUCGCCCGUGUCCCAGGACUACGGGUACCAAGGUUAUCACCAGCAGUGGCCGGAGGACUACCACCACCCCGCACCGCCGCCUCACCUAGGAGAACGACGCGCGCCGUCGAUCGAUAUUAACGUGGAUAGUACGCCUUUCUCGUCGUAUUUUAGACACGAUGACGAUGGUGGUGGUGAGCGAGCUGAUGGGAUGGGCUAUGUCUAG